AUGUCCUCUGUCAAUUACACUGCUUCAUAUCCCUCAGUCUUUCUUUUGCUGGGUGUCCCAGGUCUGGAAGCUUUCCAUAUCUGGAUUGCCUUUCCUUUCUUUGUUGUUUAUCUAAUAGCACUUGUGGGAAAUUUCACAAUCUUGUGCGUAAUUAAGACUGAGAGGAGUCUUCAUCAACCCAUGUUCUACUUUCUUGCUCUUCUCUCUUUAAUUGACCUGGGUCUUUCUACCUCUACCAUCCCUAAAAUGCUGGCCAUCUUCUGGCUCAACCUUAGGGAGAUAAGCUUUGAGGGCUGCCUCAUUCAAAUGUUCUUUAUCCACACCUACACUGGUAUGGAAUCUGUUGUACUCCUGGCCAUGGCAAUUGACCGCUUUGUUGCCAUCUGUUACCCACUGAGAUAUACCACUAUUCUCACCAACAAAGUAGUAGCCAUUAUGGCCUCUGUUGUAGUGGGACGGCCAGUUCUUCUUGUCAUCCCCUUCUGCCCUCUUCUCAAACGAUUGCCCUUUUGUGGACAAUACAUUAUUCCUCAUACCUACUGUGAACAUAUGGGAAUUGCUCGUCUUGCCUGUGCUAGCGUAAGGGUCAACAUCAUAUAUGGGUUAUUUACCAUCGCUGCCCUGAUCUUUGACUUAAUCCUUAUUGCCCUCUCAUAUGUUCAGAUCCUACAAGCUGUUUUUCGCCUUCCUUCCAGGGAUGCCAAACUCAAAGCUCUUAGCACAUGUGGUUCACAUGUGUGUGUCAUCUUAGCCUUUUAUACACCAGCAUUUUUCUCCUUUAUGACUCACCGAUUUGGUAGAAAUGUUCCUCGCUACAUUCAUAUUCUCCUGGCCAAUCUGUAUGUGGUAGUUCCUCCUUGUUUAAAUCCAGUCAUUUAUGGGGUUAAGACAAAACAAAUUAGAGAUCAAGUUAUGGAAAUAUUUGUAAAGAAAGAGUAA
This is a messenger RNA of Carlito syrichta (Philippine tarsier), 939 nucleotides long. RefSeq names its product olfactory receptor 52E4-like. The transcript has a single exon. The record is from RefSeq and is a predicted model, not a curated record. The coding region runs from base 1 to 939 and encodes 312 amino acids. NCBI's taxonomy places the organism in Eukaryota, Metazoa, Chordata, Mammalia, Primates, Tarsiidae. Gene Ontology annotation, biological process: G protein-coupled receptor signaling pathway. Gene Ontology annotation, cellular component: membrane. Gene Ontology annotation, molecular function: olfactory receptor activity; G protein-coupled receptor activity.